This is a messenger RNA of Cooperia oncophora, 1157 nucleotides long. NCBI's taxonomy places the organism in Eukaryota, Metazoa, Nematoda, Chromadorea, Rhabditida, Trichostrongylidae. The record is from the annotation of a GenBank genome assembly.
AUGAGCAUAUUCUCAUUUGGCUUGUUCAGGUCCGAAAGUGUUUCUGUGGAAGCCAAUGAAUGCUCAGGGAACAUGGGGGAAUCUUCUGAUGAUGACGACCCUCUUCACAUUGAUGAUGAGCUGCAGACUAACAUAUCACCUCUGCCGGUGCCAUCCUGUAUAAUGGGUUAUGCUGGUAGAUUGUAUGAUCCAUUGAAGAUAUUGUGGUUAAAACUACGAAAGUUAGGAUGUAUCGUGGAUGCAGUUCAGGUCAAACCUACUCGCAGGAAACUAAAAUGCAAUGUGGAUCGCUGUAUAUUCAAAGGUGGACCGUUUGAGAGUAUUCAGUUGAGCUGCACUCUUCCACCGAAUGUUGAACUUGCAAUCCGGUGGAUUUGUAUCUGCGUGUCGGAUAUAAGUCGACAAAAUGACUACAUCAUCAAAUUUAUCAAUCUUCUCGAGAAAGGGAAAGGUGGAACUUUACCACCUACACAGAUUGCGUCACGUGAACAACUGAUUUCUUUCCCAUUUCGAGUUUGCAAUCGUCAUUUCUCCACAGAACCUGACGAAGGUAUUCCAGCAGUGCCGAAGUACCACCUUCCCGGGAAACUGCCGAUCUCCAGAGAGGAUAUGCUGUCGAAACUCCGUCGUCGCUAUAUAUUUUUAUCUGAAUUGGGUUAUGAAGAUCUUGAGAUAGAUAAAUUAGAGCCAAAUGGUGUUUUGCCUCGACCUUCGGAUGCACCGCUUUCGUGCGCUGUUCCUGGCUGUCGUAGUAAGUCCACUGACAUUUCUAUUUUCACUGGAAGGUUCAUGAAGAUGUUCUCAGUCCAGUCUAACAGUGUCGAUCAUGGUAAAUGGCGUUUAGCCAUACAGAUGGGGCUAGGGCUGCCCAAUUCGUUUGCUUUGACUUUACCGGACCGUGCACGCAUUUGUGAAAUGCAUUUUACCGAAGGAAAACGCUAUUCGAGAGGUUCUAUGAAGGAUCCUUCCAUCUUUCGCCGGCUGGUCAUGGGAAGUAUGAACGCUUCACUUUCUCAUCUAGGACCGCUACGUAUAGUACGAUGUGCCGUGAACAGUUGCGCAAAUCACGAGGAAGAUACAGUUUGUGUGCCGUUCCCCAAAUCCAAAGAUCCUCUUCACAGUCAGUGGGUCAUCGCUUUAGCCGAAGCUGAUGAAUC